UGUAAGAUUGUACAAGUGGAGAUGGCCAACUAAGGCUCACGGUAAGAUCGUGAGAACCAGGUAAGAAUUCAGGAGUUAAGAAACACAAACAAACGGCUCUGCUCUGGUAUGCGUGCGUCGGAGAAUAGUUUUACAUUUACAGAUAUUUAUAUAUAUUAUAUAAUAUAUAUAUAUAUAUUUAAACACGCACGUACUUACCGACGACGAAACAUAAAAAGACGCUGCUUUCUCCAUAAUUAAACAAACAAAACAUUUCUUCUUCUUCAAAAGUCUUCUGGCUUUUUCACAAACACUUUCUCGUUGAUCUAAAAGCGGGACUAGAGAAUAAUGAGUUUCAGGGAUGAUAGUGACGACGGAAGGGAUCUUAGAAAGCCCUUCCUCCAUACUGGCAGCUGGUAUCGGAUGGGCUCAAGGCAAUCCAGUAUGAUGGGCUCCACUCAGGCCAUUCGGGAUAGCUCCAUCUCCGUCGUGGCCUGUGUUCUUAUUGUGGCUUUGGGUCCUAUCCAAUUCGGAUUCACGUCUGGUUAUUCUUCUCCUACCCAAGCUGCAAUCACCAAGGAUCUUGGACUCACAGUGUCAGAGUUUUCUCUGUUUGGAUCUUUGUCCAAUGUUGGUGCCAUGGUUGGGGCCAUAGCGAGCGGUCAAAUAUCUGAAUAUAUUGGUCGAAAAGGGUCUUUGAUGAUAGCUGCGAUUCCUAACAUUAUCGGAUGGCUUGCCAUAUCAUUUGCCAAAGAUUCUUCAUUUCUCUACAUGGGAAGGUUGUUGGAAGGCUUUGGUGUGGGGAUAAUCUCGUACGUGGUACCUGUAUAUAUAGCUGAGAUAUCACCUCAAAACUUAAGAGGCAGUCUGGGUUCAGUAAACCAGCUAUCUGUCACCGCGGGCAUAAUGCUGGCUUAUUUGUUGGGACUUUUUGUUCCCUGGAGAAUACUGGCAGUUUUGGGAGUACUGCCUUGCACAAUACUGAUUCCUGGACUGUUCUUUAUUCCAGAAUCCCCUCGGUGGCUUGCCAAAAUGGGCAAGACAGAUGAUUUUGAAGCCUCUUUGCAAGUUCUUCGUGGUUUUGAUACUGAUAUUUCAGCUGAAGUAAAUGACAUCAAGAGAUCUGUAGCAUCUUCAAGCAAAAGGUCAACAAUUCAUUUUGCAGAACUCAAGCAAAGACGAUACUAUAUGCCUCUCACGAUUGGAAUCGGAUUACUUGUACUUCAGCAGAUUAGUGGAAUUAAUGGUGUUCUAUUCUAUUCAAGUACCAUUUUUGAAGCUGCUGGGGUGAAAUCAGGUAAUGCAGCAACAUUCGGUCUUGGGGCUAUUCAGGUCAUGGCUACUCUAGUGACUACGUGGUUGGUGGACAAGGCAGGCCGUCGGCUUCUCCUUAUUGUUUCCUCUGCUGGAAUGACACUUAGCCUCCUUGUCGUAGCAGUAGCAUUCUAUCUAAAGGAAGCUGUACCAAGCGAUUCUGGUUUGUAUAGCGCAAUGAGCAUCCUAUCAGUGGUUGGGGUCGUGGCAAUGGUAGUUGCCUUCUCCUUGGGUGUUGGAGCUAUUCCAUGGAUCAUAAUGUCUGAGAUUCUUCCAGUCAAUAUUAAAGGCCUAGCUGGAAGUGUAGCAACUCUUGCUAACUGGUUCACUGCCUGGGUGGUCACGAUGACUGCAAAUUUGCUCCUGCACUGGAGUACUGGAGGAACCUUCACCAUUUACAUGGUAGUGAGUGCUUUCACUGUGAUAUUUGUGGCCAAAUGGGUUCCUGAGACAAAAGGAAGAACUUUAGAAGAGAUUCAGUCAUCCUUCAGAUAAAGGAUUCCUUCUCCUUUCCCUUCUCUUUCUGGAUCGAAGAAGCCAAUUCUACAGGCACCUUCUUCAGUCAACAAAGAGUUGUUGGUCCAUAUUUUUUUCUUUCCCGGUAAUAAUAAUGUGUUUAAAAAAUAUUGCCCAUUAAUUCAAUCGUGUGUUCAAUGCA
This is a messenger RNA of Humulus lupulus (European hop), 1951 nucleotides long. RefSeq names its product sugar transporter ERD6-like 6. NCBI's taxonomy places the organism in Eukaryota, Viridiplantae, Streptophyta, Magnoliopsida, Rosales, Cannabaceae. The coding region runs from base 328 to 1788 and encodes 486 amino acids. The transcript has 18 exons. Gene Ontology annotation, molecular function: sugar transmembrane transporter activity. Gene Ontology annotation, biological process: transmembrane transport; carbohydrate transport. The record is from RefSeq and is a predicted model, not a curated record. Gene Ontology annotation, cellular component: membrane.